AUAUUUGACCAGGAAGAAAGCAGAGCGGGUAGGAUAACGUCAGACCUCAGAGGGAAUAAGAGCUAUUAUACUCGGCGACGUAUUUACUGAAGUUAUGACUUUAAUAUGGCUGAUAAGGGUCCGUUUUUAACGUCAUGUAUUAUUUUCUACUUGUCGAUCGGGGCCGCGAUUUUCCAAAUUCUCGAGGAGCCAAACUGGAUAUCAGCCAAGGAGGAAUAUAUCCUACAGAAGGAAAAGGUCUUAAAGAAAUAUACCUGCUUAACUAAAGAAAGUCUGGAUGAGAUUAUACAGAUAGUGUCAGAGGCUGCGGGCCAAGGUGUGACCAUCACUGGGGAAAAACACCUUAACACGUGGGACUGGGGCAACUCUGUCAUCUUUGCUGCAACUAUUGUCACCACUAUAGGUUAUGGUAAUGUUGCUCCCAAGACUAAAGGUGGCCGUGUGUUCUGCAUCCUAUACGGUCUGUGUGGGAUCCCCCUGUGUCUGGUAUGGAUAAGCACGCUUGGUUCAUUCUUUGGAGACCGGGCCAAACGUCUGUCUCAGGUUAUGAUCCGUAAAGGUGUUUCAGUGAAAAAGGUCCAGCUAACCUGUACAGCCUUAUUCCUGUUAUGGGGGCUGAUCGUGCACCUGUUGAUCCCUCCAUUAGUUUUCAUGUCUCUGGAGGGAUGGAGCUACCUGGAAGGCCUCUACUUCUCUUUCAUUACACUCACAACAGUUGGGUUUGGAGAUUAUGUGGCAGGUGUAAAUCCAAACAUGGAAUACCCCAGACUCUACAGAGUGUUUGCAGAGUUGUGGAUCUACAUGGGCCUGGCCUGGCUGUCUCUGUUCUUCAGCUGGAACGUCCACAUGGUAGUAGAAGCUCACAAGGUGCUGAAGAAAAGAAGACACAGGCACAGACGCUUCUACAAUGAGGAACACCAGCCUGUAGACGAGAAGCUGACCCCAGAAAUAAGGCCGACGGUUAUCGACAUUUUCAACUUCCUAUCAGACAAGGACGACGACUACAGCACUGUCAUCAAGGAGAUCGGAACCACAGCAAGCAACAGAAAACCCACAGAAAACAUAAAUCGCUCAAAGAGCUGCAGCGACAUCUUGGCCACUAACAUCAAGACACUGGAGCACUCGCCAAAGCACAGACGCAUGAUCAGCAUCAGCGAAGUGUUUGUGAACGCAGAGCCUGUUGUGCACAAAGGUGAACACAAGAUGCAUCCUCUAAUCAAAGAAUGUAGCAAAGAUACUGAACCUGCAGAAUGUUUGAAGAUAGACAAUGAAGAGAACAAGGACAGACCUGCAUCUGAUUCAGAGACUACUGGCAUCAUCUUCAGUGUACCUACCAAAGAUGGGGAGGAGCAGGAGGAGCAGGAGGUGCAGGAGGAGCAAGCUGAGGACAAGCAGGAGGAGGUGCACAAGGAGGAGCAGAGGGAAAGUGUACCACAUCCUGAUGGUGGUGGAACUAGGUUUACAAUAUCUAAGGUUGUAGAGGAAGAUUUGUUAAUGGAUAAAGAUGAAAAAGGAUAAAAAAAAAAAUCUAAAAUGUCCAAUACCUUUCCCCAAACUGUGGAAAUAGUCAGGCUGUGUUGUGUCAAGGAGUUCUAGAUGAAAAUAUUAUAAUAAAACUGUUAUGUAUCAAAAAUCAAAAA
This is a messenger RNA of Plectropomus leopardus (leopard coralgrouper), 1640 nucleotides long. RefSeq names its product potassium channel, subfamily K, member 5b (gene kcnk5b). Gene Ontology annotation, molecular function: outward rectifier potassium channel activity; potassium ion leak channel activity. Gene Ontology annotation, biological process: potassium ion transmembrane transport; stabilization of membrane potential. Gene Ontology annotation, cellular component: plasma membrane. The record is from RefSeq and is a predicted model, not a curated record. NCBI's taxonomy places the organism in Eukaryota, Metazoa, Chordata, Actinopteri, Perciformes, Serranidae.